Molecule: messenger RNA, 9411 nt
Organism: Corticium candelabrum
Lineage: Eukaryota; Metazoa; Porifera; Homoscleromorpha; Homosclerophorida; Plakinidae
Product: zinc finger FYVE domain-containing protein 26-like
Exons: 37
Coding region: 249-9056 (2935 amino acids)
Biological process (GO): double-strand break repair via homologous recombination; mitotic cytokinesis; regulation of cytokinesis
Cellular component (GO): midbody; centrosome; lysosomal membrane
Molecular function (GO): phosphatidylinositol-3-phosphate binding; metal ion binding
Source: RefSeq, a predicted model, not a curated record
UUCCUCUCGCACUAAAACUGCACGACAGAGACGAACUGUCGGAGCGUCUGAUUCUAAGUUUUAGCAAUCACUUGUCUUUAGGCCAAUGGGAGCUGGCUCGUGCUUUUUUUCAGCACAUUUUGCAAGUCAGUCCACAACUGGCUGGUGACAUUCUGCUAUGUCUCAUUCAGUCUCCUCGGCAAUGUCCUGUUAGGAGUUUAAGAGACUUUCACACAGAAAAUUUGCCGUGGCUGGCAUUGGGAGAGUAUAUGACUAGUUCAGUUAUCAGUGAAACGGUGUUUCUUGACCGUAAUUGUCAAAGACGUUUAGAGUUUCAGCUUCUACUGCAGUCUGCUGGCAACGAUAUACCACCUACAGUUUUAUUGGAACUGCUUGAUUACCACGCUGCUCUUCAUAAUGAUCAGAGUAAACUGUUAUCAUCAUUGCCCUCAUUCUCUUCUUCUUGCAUGGAAAUACUGAGAAAGAUCUUUGUUUCAUUCCCUUCGUUUGGGCAUGAAGUAGUGCACGAAUUGACACGUUCACAGGGUGUCUGUCAUGAAACCCUUGAACAACUUUUUAUAGAGGUCAUACAGGAUGAACUUUUGUCAAUCUCUGUAUCACCAGAUAUUGCUUCUGAUGAAUGCGCUCAACACAUUUUACGUGUUUACCAUCUUUUGUCAAUGAUGAAUCCAUCUGCGGAGAUGAAAAAUGUGGAUUUAGAUGGGUUGUUUACUGACCUGAUUCAAGCUAUGUUGGGUGUUACAAUUGCACCAGAUCUAAUUAGAAAGCCGUGUAUAUAUUCCUGUUUGUUGGGUCGUUCCAGUGACUAUGUAGUUACACGGUUUUGUGAGGUUGAAAAUCAUAUGUGGAACUCUCAGACCAUGUGUGCAACUGUUCUGUCAGGAGGAUCAAAUGAUCAGGAAGUUGUUGAGACACAAAUUGUUGAUAUGAGUAAAACUCUGGAACAAAACAUUGUGUGGAAGGAACUAUUUCACCAAGUAAUGUCUAAUGGAUACCAUGUUCUGGAGCACAUUGUGGAGUUGGGUGUGAGUUUAGUUUAUCAGGGGCGGUUUGUGGAAUUGGCUGAGCUUCUUUCAAGAGAAGACUUUAAUCCAUUACGGCCACUUCUUCUUCUGCUAGGCUGGUCACAUUGCCAUACAGUUGAUGCGGCCGGCUCUUUACUGGAUGCUAUAUGGCUGUCUCAUGAUGCUGAUCAUCAGCAUUUGUUGUUUGUUGCUUGUGAGAAACUGGCUUACCAGACACAACUUGUACAAUGGUGUUUGGAAAAGACAAGGCCAUUGAUGUUGACUGGUACCUCUCUCAAUGGGAGUACAACUUUUAGUGACAUGUUUGAUGGUCUUGAAGGUCAUUCUGUGCUGUAUGUUCUACAUUGUUGUACUCCUCUGGCAGCAUUGGCACCUGAUGAUGUUAUUGAGCUUCUGCAAAAGCAGCCAUUGUCAACACCUGUUCCUUCACCGGUCUUGUCUCAAGCAUCUCCUUCAUCUGGGCCAUCAACGCCUAUAUUGAAUGAUGAAGGAUCUUUCAUGACUUCUGAUAAUCUACUCUUCAGAGAGUUCCGUAGGAGCAGUAGCAUUGCAAGUACAGCUGAAAAAGAGAGAGAUGUAGCACUUUAUCAAGGGUUUUAUGCUGUUCAAAGUGCUAUAGAUGCAGUCAGGAUUUCAUUGCAAGUGGUAGCAGAGUCAGUGAGAAGGACCAGUAUCUCGCAGCAGGUGAUGCGACACAAUGCACCACUGUAUGAGGAAGCUGUGCUUGGCAGUUUGAAGAAAGCAAAGGAGGCUCUUUCACAAGUUUAUCCAUUGACAUAUCGUGUUGAGUUGUUAGAGAAUAUAUUUUCACUGCUGUUUUUGAAAGUUGGUGAUUUCCACAAGAUGAGGACGGAUGAUGACUCUGACGAGGCAACGACAAAACAGUCUUCAACUGUAGCUUUGGAGGGAUCUGAAGCUUCUACAUCUGAAACAUACUUUGGUGAAAGUGUUAGUGGGCACAGUGUAUCUUUGUCAUCUGUACGUUCACUGAGGUCAACAGAGCAGUUUGCUGUAAGUGAAUCAGUUGCUCAAGAUUUGCUGGAUAUGCUGAAAGGGUGCUUGAUUGAUCUUGACGCAACGAAAUUUGCUCAGCAUCGAGGAGCCCACGCACCAGCAUCUCAUUGGUCACUUGGUGGAUUGUCUUUUACUGAAUCUGAUGACUCGGUUAUGUCAUUUAAUCAGACCAAUAUAAUGACAUCUGUUUCUGUGCAAGAUUUACAACAACGACUGGCUCGCCUAAAUCAGUAUGUAAAUGAAGCCAAAUGGCGACUGCAGCUAGUGUGUAUGGGAGUUAGUAGUCCAGAGCAUUGUAAAGGAAGUUUAUUUAGCAUUGGAUUACAGGACAGUGACAGUGACAUUAGUGAAAUAGUAACAGAUGAAGAAGAAACAUUUGAUGGCAGUCUUUCAGAUAGCCAAUAUGAGAAGAAAGAUAGUCAGUUUGAGGAUAAGAACAAUAAUUCACAGAUAACUACUUCUGAACGAGCAGAUGAGCGGAAAAGAAAAAGAAAAUUUGAUGAAAACAGUACUUCUGUGCAUUUAUCUACUGAGGAUGGAGACCAGUCUGACUCAGGUGGAGAAGGUGAUACAGAAGAGACAGAAGGCAAAAAACCAAUGAUAAAGAAGAAACAAAAACGUUGCUAUUCUCGAUCUCCAAGGUCAGAGCACAUUUUCUCGAUGAAGCAAAAGUCAAAAUCAGCACUGUCAGGAAUUAUAUCAAGGAUGCUGUCAUCUCCAGACACUCUCCUUCAGCUUUGCCUUCGAAAUAGUAAUUAUGAUCGAGCUGAAGAAGUUAUUCGGAUGUUUGGUCUUGAGGAUACUGUGAGUGGCCAUGCAGUCAUGUUUGCAGAUCGCUUGGAUAUAGUGUCAUUGCAGUUGGCUGGUGCAAUGUCAAAGUCUCAAACACAGCAAACCACAAAAAAACUUAAGACAAUGGUAGCUGAGCAAAGUUCUUUAGUAGGAAGUCAACAAUCAUCUUGUCAACCAUUCCCAGAUCCUGGUUUUGGAUCAACAGAGGUUGACACACUUGAAGAGCUUUUGUCUAGUUCUAUUAGUCCUCGACAAUUUCCAUUUGUUGGUGAGCUGUCCGAAGAACUUUUCAAAUUGUCAAGCUCACUACCUUCUUUGAUACUGCUGGACCUUGCUUGUUCAUCAUGCAGUCAGCAAAAGGUAUGUCUGGAUAUACUGAACAUGGCUGUUGACAGAUUGCAAGCACUAGAAAAUAUUGCUGGUAUUGUACAUACCGUGGGGUCAUCGAUUGGUCCUAUUGUGUUUCUCAACAUGAUUCACAGGAUGAUGGAGAAAAUUGAAGAGCCACACACCUACUUACGGCAAUUUUUAAAUCAAGGCACUGUCCCGCUAGGUGAUGACUUGUGGACUACCAAUCAUGAGUCUGCUCUUUGGAAACGAGCCAGCCAAGAACAAGUGCGAAUGGAAAUGCUGGCUAUGGAAUCUGUUUUGGUCACAGAAAUGGAAAGAGCUGAUGCUGGUCACAAAUCUCCUUUACGAGAAGCAAUGGAGACUUUAUUGAAGUCAUUUGCAGAUGAUACAGACAGCCAUGCUAGCUACAUCAGAACACUGUUUACACAUGCUGAUAAUCUUUCCAGUCUUCUCAUACGUUGUGACAGCGACUCGAAUGAGCUUGAUUUGACAAGGAGGGCAUACAACCCUCUAGCAGUCCUAAAGGAAGGUCCGACUGUUACAUUAGAACGCCUUCUUUUUGAAAAGUGCCUUCAACCAGAAAAGCUGGAAGAAAUUGCAUAUGAGUUAAGCUUGAAUCUUGUGAAAAUUAUUGUUGACUGCUGCUGUCCAUGCAUUUCAGUUGUGCCUGUUGAGUGCAUAGUGACCGAGAAGUCAUAUGUUAUGAUAAGUGAUGUUGUGCCUGUUGUACUCAACAAAGAUGUGAGAGAAGUGAAGAAAGAUGAUGUAUCUUUGAGUAAUUUGGACAUUGAUUUGAUGACUAAGUUUGUGAGCUAUUUACAGGGUACUGCCAAAGCUGCUGGCGUCAGUGUGUUUGACCAACGGUUAAUUGAUGAGUCUCGCACUAAUGCUUCAUUGAAGAACCUACUUGCACUGACAUCUCUUUUCAACCAGUUUGAUAUGAGUACACUGAAGACACCAGUGGAAGAGCUCUGCUUUUUUGCUAAUGUUUUUAAUCUGAUGAUGAUUCAUGGUGCUCUUGUGGUGCCACUGCAGACAGUUUUGCGAAGUGGAGAUCUUGGUCAUUGUAGGCAACAGUUAUCGGUGUAUGGGAGCAAGAGCAAGGCAGAGAGAUUGCUGUAUAUGCAGCAUAUUGCAUAUCACAUAAACGGUUUAGGGAUAGUGAGUGCCUUUGACAUAUAUUUUCAUGUUCUCAGAGCCGGUCUUCCAUUACCAGAUUUAUUUGGCCCUGGGCUUUGUGACAUGGUUGGAGAGCUUCCACACUGUGUGCCUCUAAAGAAAUACUGUUCGCAGAAACCUAACCCUUACUUGCUGUUUGCACUAACUUUGGGCACAGUAUCCUCACCUUUUCCACAGGUUUUCAGGCCAAACAGUGUGGAAUCAAACUUAAGGUAUGCUUGCCUUGAGUUUUUGGAGGAAGGUUUGACUGUGGAUGUUGCUGGUGGAACAGUGACACUUCCUGGGCAACUGAAAUGGUUUGUGUCUGAUUUUUCUACUUCAGAGAGCUCAGAACUGAUUGAUGGUAGACGCGGCGAGGUUCUGAUGUUGAAUUUUUUUAAGGAUAUGCUGUCUACAUCAAAGGCAACUUUAUUAGAAACAUUGUUGCAAGAGACAUCUCAUGAUUCAGCUUCAACAGAAUCUUUUCUACUUGCUAAGAAGAAGCUGAAAAUUAUAUACAAUUCUUUCAACUGCUCAGUUGGAUUUACUUUAACGCCAUCCUUUGUUAAUACAUAUAACCUUCCCUUGCCUAGAACUAUGAAGUCAAGAGACUUGACAAUUGAUGUCACAGCUAAUUCUCAAUCCAUCAACUGGAAACUUGCAAAACUGCCAGGUUCAAAGCACAAAAUGACUAAUUCAACAUCACAAUAUUUGGCAUCCAAAGCUGGAUUGUUUUGGGUAUUAGCGAUUCUCUUACAACCACCAACACAAGCUGAGGAUGUCAUAGGUUCUGAGUCAGAGUCUGAUGAAGAGUCUGGAGUUACCCAAACAGUUACUUCUAAGUUCAAACGUGUAAAACAUAAGUUUAUUAGAACAAACUUUGUGGAGAAGCAAGUCCCUGUUCAAAUGACUGAACCAGUAUCACUUGUGCAAUGUUUUCUAAAAGAUCAUGCUCCUGCUUUAAGCAAAUUUCCUGCACUUCAACAUCAUGUCAAAUUAAGACUGUGUGCUCUUGUUCCACCUCAUAACUGUGUUACCAAUCGAUUUGAUUUGUCAGACAUCCAAAUGCUGAUUUUUGAAGAUAGAAUGAACCAAAACAUUAGUUCUGCUGUUUUGUGCUUACUAGACAUGCACAUAUCUUGUGGUCAGUGGGAUGGUGCUUUACGUUUGAUAGAAUCUGAGUGUUGCCUAAACAAUCAUGGAGAAGUCCGUUUGGCAUUGGAUGCUGUACUAGCUGGAUUACUGUUGUCAUCAAAUCGACUUGCUCAAGAUUUUGAGAAGUCUUCAGCAAGAGAGUUAUGGAAGUUUGCCGCUCGUAUUGGAAACUCGGAGAGAGCAGCUACAAUUGUGUUGUCCCAUUUGAAAGAAUGGACUCCAUUGUUUUGCAUAGAUGUUUUAAGCAUGUGCAAGAGUAGGUUAGUUUCAUCACAUUUAGUACCAACAAUUGACAGAACAGUUGAUGAAAUGUCCAUUUAUCUUGAGAUGACCAGAGAAAUGAAUGAGCUUAGCUGCACUUCCCAACCCAAAUCAGUCAGCUGGGUAUCUUAUAGAGAUGACCCACAACAAACUCUUCAACAUCUAUUACAACUGAAGAGCUUCAGUAGUGCAAAACGAUGGAUUAGACUCCGAAAUCUUGGUCAAGACGCAUUACUGAAUGUGGAGCAGCAGCUUUUGAUUGAGCAUUUAGAAGGCAAUUUUCCAGACUAUUUGAAGGCGCACAUUAUGCUGAAUGAACUUGUGUCCUCUAAUGUGACCACAGCAUUUUGUCUUGCUGAGAAAGUUCUUCACAAGGUUCUGCAACUCAGAAGUAAAGUGUUUAUGUUGGAAUUUAUUUUGGACAAAUUGAGAUCUCACAUGACAAAAGAAAGAAGGGAUGAGCUUGCCAAUCUCUGCUUGGGAGUUAAGGCACUUUGCUGCAUUCCAGAAGCAGAACAUGAGCACUACAAAUCUCUCAUCAAACAUCCUGAAUUGUUGUUUGAGCAACUUCUUAUGAAUGUUAAGGUUGACUGGGCAAGCAAUGUCUUGGCAAGCUGGUUCAGUAAUGAUUUGGCGAGUCAUACGCGAGGUGUUGUGGAGGCAGCGUCUAUUAACGAGCUAGUUGUUAGGUAUGCAUACAAAGCAUUGGAAUUUCCAACAUUUUAUCAAGGACAAACUUCUUCUUGGUUAGACUCUGUGACAUCCUCCAGGAUGGGAUCACCAACUGAUUUUGUUACUAGCCGAAAGUCAACAUUGUCAUCAACCCAGUUGUUUACUGCUUCUACUAAAAGGACUACAUCAUCAUCAUUUGGAUCAUCAGGACUUUUAGAUUCAGUGGCUGUUUCAACUUUAGCUUCUGGAUUUUGUCAGCCUUCAUUUGGUUCUAUGGUUCAACUGCCAGAUGUUGUGCCAACUCGGGAGGAGUGGAUGAAAGAUGAGGAGGUGGCAGCUUGUGUAAUCUGUGUGCAACGUUUCAGUAUGUUUAACCGCCGUCAUCAUUGUCGACGUUGUGGUCGUGUAGUCUGUGCUGACUGCUCAUCUCACAACAUGGUUGUUCCUACUUAUGGUGACAGUCCAGUUCGUGUUUGCAAACAGUGUUAUGAGCAUGCUACAUUAGAAUCGGAAAAGAACAUACAUGCAAACUUUUCAGAGAGGCCUGAUGACCAGAGCUUUCCAACUGGCAGUGGAGGCAGUGGUGAGCAAGACUAUGGCAAACUGCUUACUGAAGAUUUUGAAAAACAGAAUGUGUGGUUACUGGAUCCUUCAUUCCCAGAUCAGUGUGAUGAUACCAGGAAACAGUUCAGCUUUGACCAGGCUCCAAGUACUGCUUUGUGCAUUAGCUUACUGGAAUUGCAUAGUGAUGCACAACAGUGUGCCUUGAGUAUUAUCAAACUGUGUCGUACAGUUUCAUUAGACUUUGUCUCUAUCAAACGGGAAAUUGUCAAUCAGGAAGUUGAUCAUAACUUAGUGAUUCAGAUGAUUAGUCACUUGCUGUUUACAGCAAAGAUAAAAUUCUUAGACUGUGGUGAUAAUUCAGGUGUAGAAUUAUGUGACAGCUACAUUGCUACUACAGAUAUAUUACGGCACUUGGUAUCUGCUGAAUCAGUGUAUAUACCAAGUCUGGAUGACUUGUUACAAUCAGACACAGCUUGGCGUUUACGGGACAAAUUGUUGGAAGAUGAUCGAUUUACUUUAGCUAGGGAAGUCUCAACUAAAUGCAACUUGGAUGUUGGUGCAGUGUGGGCAGCUUGGGGAAUGGCUUCAUUACGGGCAGGGAAGUAUGAAGAAGCUAGAGAGAAAUUUAAGCAUUGCUUAGGGCGUUCAACAGAGGUAGCAAAGUCAUACUCCAUGCAGCAACGCUUGGUAGCUAUAAUCGAAUUUAUAACUACCACGCCGUACAUUGAUCCUCAGUCAACACCUGAUGCCAAAGAGACAAUACCAGCUGCUCGACGUGCUGGAACUGUAAAACUUGAUUCAGCUCGCUUUGCAGAAUGUCUGUACUACAUGCAGACAUAUGGUUCUGACUUGAUGCUUGUUGAGUUUUAUGUUCGACACAAUUACUUACGUAAGGCUUGCAUGUUUGUACUUGACAAGAAGUGUUCAUCAGAUGUUUUCGUGGAAGGUCUCUUGGUACCAUCUUUGCGAUAUGGUUUAUUUACAGAACUGAAAGAAGAACUUCUCAGUGUUGGUGGCACAGUAGAUAAAUGGGAAAACUACCUUGCAAAGUCUUGCCAAUAUUUUGAAGCCAAACACUUGUAUGCUAUUCUAUACAAGGUUCAGUUGUUCAUGAAGGAUUAUGUCAGAGCUGCUAUGACUUGCAUCAAGUUUUUUACUGGUGCAUGUGGUUGCUUUCAUGGACAAGAUCUUUACCCACAGCUUCCACAUCUUCAUAGAGCUAGCAAACAUCUUGAAACAUAUGUGAGUACAAACAGAAGAGCUCAAGUCAAUCAAAUUAGAGGAACCACAGUGGGUAGGUGGGAGAAGUCGCGACGCAUCAGUGGUAUUUAUGACAUGCAGUCAAGAAGUGAAGAUCCUCAACCUGUUGCACAUAGUGGUUCUCGAUUAACAAUUCCGGUGGGGGAUGCACAAAAACAGAUUGAUGUAAUCAAGUUGCAGGUGGAAGUAACAACGUAUUUGCACACAAGAGGCAUUCAUGGUGCAUCUGCCGGUGAUGCAGCCUUGCCAUCAUCUAAGUCUACUGAACGGCCAGCAACUUUGUUUGGUCGGAGAGGUGCUCGAACUGCUGUUGUCUGUAAGGUGCUCCUGGAGAGUCAAAACAUUAAAGAGGGAUUUGAUUUAGCAUUUCGAUUGAUUCAGUAUUUUAGCAUUCAGGCUUCAAGAGUGUACUCUUUCGUUGGUGAAACGCUAGCUCAAGAGCAUCGGAUUCAACAAAUUGAGCAGUUGCUAGAUUGCAUUAACAGCAGUGGAUUGAGAGAUGCUAGGGGAUGGGAUGAAAUUCUUAAUGCUUGCAUUAAUGUGCUGGCAAAAGACAAGCGUGAGGCUAAAGCCACUGAGAAAUUUAUUGAUCGUCUGAUCAAUAGUGACAACAAGAUUGAUGCCCUUGUUCGUUGUGGUAAACUGAAGAAUGCUUACCUUGUUGCUGUGCGAGAGAAGCGAAUAGAGCAGGUAGAACGCAUUGCUGAUUUAGCUCAGAAAUCUGGUGAAGUGAACAUAUAUAAGAUCUGUGACAAGUAUUUGGAAAGUCAACGUGAAGAACGCUUGCUAUCAGGGGGACGGUAGCAUUUGAUGUGCUGUAUGUUACUUGUUUCUUUUUUGGUGUUUCAUUGGAAAACUUCGUGUACUUUCAAUCUGAUUUACUUUUAUAUGCUUAUAGUAGUAUACAUCUAUAGCAUCAUAAUUGCUAUGAUUUCCAAGCGCAAAGCUUUCUGCUUUGUUGCAAUAAUGGUCGAAGUUUUUGGGUAUGAGGCUAGUGUGAAUUGAGUUGUUUCUGCUUGUCAUAACACAAUAUUCACACGUUUGCCUACAUGGUGUCAUUGUAACUUUGUUAGGCAGCAGUAUAGUUUUGCAGACUACUUUUGCUAUGUGUAGAAGUUGUAGGUUUGCAGUGUUUAUUUUGAUGAUUAAAUUUGUCUAC